This is a messenger RNA of Saccostrea echinata, 636 nucleotides long. Its product is annotated as cysteine and tyrosine-rich protein 1-like. Lineage: Eukaryota; Metazoa; Mollusca; Bivalvia; Ostreida; Ostreidae. The transcript has 4 exons. The coding region runs from base 1 to 447 and encodes 148 amino acids. The record is from RefSeq and is a predicted model, not a curated record.
AUGAGGGAAGCUGGAGUUUUACCUGUAUCCAGCAUCUGGCUCGUCACUUUGUGGUUGUGUACAUAUUUCCAGACUGUUUCCGGUUCCUACUGUUUCUAUUCCUACUAUUAUUCCUAUUACUACUGCUACUAUACCUAUACCACAGGCUACGAUGUGAUUGGGGGAGCGAUUGCUGGGGCUAUCGUUUGUACGGCUGUGGUGGUCGUAGUGAUCAUUCUGGUAUGCAAGAAGCAAGCGGCGAAUCGAACCCGUGUGACUAAUAUCACACCAAGCACCACAGUAACCACCGUACACCAACCACCACCACCAGCAGGUGGAAUGUAUAAUAUGCCCCCACCACCAGCCUAUGACAAUAACCCAGCCUACCCCCCAGGGCAGUACCCACCGCCACCGCCCUCGGGAGGAAUAUACCCACCGCCAAAUCAGUACGGAAUGAAACCAUAUUGAACACAUAACUGGACAAAUAAUUAUCACCCUGUAGUUUUCGCCAGUGUGAUGGAGUAGGGAAUUAGCCUGGCUAACUGAAUAAUCUGUGUCUGAUGUGAAAUACUCAUACUCGCAGUCAUUAUCUGGAAAGAGAAAAUCUGUAGAAUUAAUUACAACAGUUAACUUUACACUGUAUUUUUUUUAACACCA